AUGGAAAACGUCCAUAAAUGUGGUGAACACGGAAGGUUUGAAUAUUGCAUUGACGAAAUUCCCGGAUGUGUCAUAGGAUGUCAUUGUCAUCCCGGAUAUUAUUUUGAUACAGAUACUAAAAUAUGUGAACCUAGCGUAAAACUAACUCAAAAUUAUCGACGACGAUAUAAUAUAGAACCCAUGCAGACGGAUAUAGAAUACGUAACAAUUGGAGUAACUGAACCCACACCAAUCACAAACAUGGACCCAAUUAAUAACCAAGUUGAUGAAAUAACAAAAACUGCUGAUGAUUUGGGUGACUGGUUAUACAAUCAAUUCUUUAAAACAAUUGAAAACCAAGUAAUUAAUAAUACAAAGGAAGCUGUUGAUACUCGACGUAGCGGUGUGGCACCUAUUAAAAAUUUGGAAGCAAAGAGAUCGUCUCAAAAAAGGAAUAAAAAAUUGAAACAAAAGCGCCGGAAAUCAAGUUUGAGGCGUAAAUUACUCCGAAUUACUGAAGAUGAUAGUGCUUUCGAUACAUCUGAAGAACGACACUCAGACUCCAGUGACUCGAGUAGUUCUGAUGAAAGUGACGCAUCUUUCGAAAUUGAACAUAAAGAAGACAAACACAAAGAUGACAAAGAGCAUGGGCACAAAAAAAUUGUUAUUAUAAAUAAGAAACCAAGGCCGCCGUUGCCAUCCUUUAUAUUCUUGCCAAAUAUGGACACUCCAUUCUAUCCUCCGAUUGGUCUUCCACCACCACCUAUUAUGCCUAUGUAUCCCCUUGUACCUGUGCCACCAAUGCCUGUCUUUCCUUGUCCUGAACAAGAUGGUAGUAGUCCUACUAGGGCUCCGAUUACUACCACGAAAGAAAGUACAAUAGAAAAAGCAACAACACAAAUAACAGGUCACGAAACAACUGCAGCUGAAUUAGAUACUUCUGAGCGUCCUAUAACAGAAACAACAGCACAGCCAGCAACAGAAGCUGUCGCUACGACACAAGAUCCAGCAAAACCGUAA
Messenger RNA from Pieris rapae (cabbage white), 999 nucleotides. Its product is annotated as proteoglycan 4-like. Lineage: Eukaryota; Metazoa; Arthropoda; Insecta; Lepidoptera; Pieridae. The record is from RefSeq and is a predicted model, not a curated record. The transcript has 4 exons. Bases 1 to 999 code for a protein of 332 amino acids.